ACAAAAAGGUAAUACUACAUAACUUAUGAAUUUCUAUAUUUGAAAAUUAUGAUUUAUAUUAGUUACUAAUUUAUUAUUCUCAAUUUAACAUUGUCAACCUAUGCAUUUGUAAAGGGCCCUGGACGUGUUGCUUCUAUCUCUGAAUCACAGGGGAGUCCAAUGAGCACAUCCCAACGUACGGGGCCACCAGUAUCACCAUCUUCUCCAAAUCCUCCGUGCUCAAGGCCUCCAAUGUCAACCCCUUCUUCCAAAGGCACCACGUUCAUCUUUAAGAAUUCUGUAUUUGAGAGAGAAUUCCCGCCCUACAUUAGAAAAUACAUAGAUCAAUGCACAGAUGUAGCGGCAGACGGAAAUUGUGGAUUUAGAGCGGUGGCUCUAGCAAUUUACGGAACAGAAGAUGAUUGGGUUAAAGUUAGACAAGACUUAGUAGCAGAUCUACAGAAUAGAAGCGCCUUGUACGCUCGAAUCUUAGGUGGGAGGAGUGCGAGGAGUUCUAAUGUGACUAAUCUCAUCCAAUCGAUUGCUCACUACCAUGGACCAGCGGAUGAUGAUUACUGGAUGGCGGUACCGGAUUGCGGUCACGUAAUUGCAACAACAUAUAAUGUUGUUUUCAUGACAUUCAGUGAACAUGGAGGAAAUACUUGUCUGCCAGCGAUAUUAGAUGAAACACAAGGACCUCCAACCCGAAAGGUGGUGUGCGGACAUCUUAGCAAUGAUCAUUGGAUUUUGUUGCAUAUGAAACCAGGGGAUCAUCCGGUACCACCCAUAGCAUUUUACUGGAACGACCAUCACGACAAAUCUGCAGAUGGUUUAGAUGCACAAUUUGCAUUCUCGAUCGGUCACUUUAACCGUCUCCACAAUGAAGAUGGAGAACGUCGAGCAGCAACAAGAAGAAGAAAGAACAAUUAAUUAGGAUCGAAAAAACAAUUGAUGUAUUUCGUUGAGUAGAUUAAUACUUUGAUUUUCUAAUAAAUUUUAUUAUUAUCCUUCA
Messenger RNA from Asparagus officinalis (garden asparagus), 991 nucleotides. RefSeq lists its product as uncharacterized. The record is from RefSeq and is a predicted model, not a curated record. Lineage: Eukaryota; Viridiplantae; Streptophyta; Magnoliopsida; Asparagales; Asparagaceae. The transcript is spliced from 2 exons. The coding region runs from base 160 to 909 and encodes 249 amino acids.